UCAUAAAGUGGCACAUCAUGUAAUUUGUAUAUCACAAUCUCCCCGAUUUCGCUCUAAAAUUCUUCAGAUUUAUUUUUUUUGUUCUUCGAUUCGAUUUCUUUUUCGUUCAAUUCGAUUUAACCUCUAUCGAUUGAUCCCGGUUUCGUUUCUAGUGUUAGGGUUUCGAAAUUCUCUUAAACCAUUCGAUUCUUUUUCGAUUUUGUUUGAUCUGUGAGUCUUAGGGUAUAUUCUAGCUUUUAUUUGUCCAUAUUUAUCUGGGUCAGCCUUCAUUUCUUGGAUUCUUUGAAAAGUUUGAAACUUUAUCGGGGCUUUCGAAGCUUCGAAUUUUCGAUUGAUUUAUAUUGUGAAAUUUUGGCGAAAAUAUUUAUUUGGAGUUUCUGUAUUUUAUCUUCGUUAAUUUUCUAUAUAAUUGUUCAAUAACAAGGGAGCUAGAUUUCUGGUUUUGUAAAUUGGGGUUGUUUCUAUUGGGUUUAUUUGAAUUUUAAUUCGUCCGCAGGUGUUAUUAAUUGAGUUCUUCAGAGGAAGAUUUAGAAGUUGACUUUUCGGGGAAAAAUGAUUCACAAAAGACACUUUGCUGAUGAGGACCAUUCGAGUUUCCUUGUAAGCACCCAAAACUAUGUGACUACACCAAUCACCUUGCUCCUAUCAUGGAUUUCAAUCCUUCCAAUGAUGCUGGUCUGGAACCUCUUAACUUCAGGUACUUCCGGCUGCAUUUCUCAAUUUCCGUGGGGAAACAGCAAUAUUGCUGAAGCAGAUGCAAAGUUUGAGGCGGCAUCCCAUCUGUCAUUUUUUCUAGAAUAUUUUGCACCUCAACACCAGCAAAGGGCUUCGCUUCAAUCCAAUGCGACUUAUUCAUCUCUUCUUGAAGCUCCUCCUCUGAUUCCAGUUUCUAUUGGACCUGAGCAUCAAGCUGAUGUUCCUGAAUGGAAUUCAAGGGGUUCUAAGAGCUUUGUGGAUAAUCUGGAUGUGUCAGGCCAUCAAGUUGAACUUGCACCUUCGUCAGAUUUUAGCCUUGUUGUUGACGAUGGUGAUGAGGAGAAGCUGAGGGGUACUUGUGUCAUUUUAAUGCCUGAUUAUGAAACGUCCGCCAAUUAUUGCUCUGAAAGAUGUGGAACCAGAAAUGAUUUUAAAUGCAUUGAUAGGGGUUCUAUUGAUUGUGUCAGACAUGUUAUGGAAGCCAGAGUAAAUCUUUUGGAAAACCUUGGGGGAAUGAUAUUUGAGGAAUUAGGUUUCUGUGAAAUGGGAGAGGAGGUCUCCAAGAGUGGGCUGAAGAGAAAGAGCAAGCUUUCCUUGAAGUUGUCUGUUCUAACCCUGCAUCGAUGGGGAAGAAUUUCUGGGACCAUCUCUCAUUGGUUUUUCCCUCCUGAACAAGGAGGGAUCUUGUCAACUAUUAUUACAAUGUCUUUAUACUACAGAAACAUGCCAAUCAAAAUAGGUUUCACCCGCACAAUGUUGACAGUGAUAAUGAUGAGUGGCAAAUAAGUGAACAUGAAGCUGGCGCGGCAGAGGAAGACGAGGGAGAUGAGGGAGAUGUGGAUGAUAUAUCUGUACAGCAUGUUAAGAACUCCUUUGGUGAUGCCGGUGGCAAUACCGACUUGCACAUCUUUUGAGUAAAAUUCAAAGCAGUUACAGGGAGGAUGAUGUACAAGAUGAUGCAUGCACAUCAUAUGAAUUUGAGCAAAUUGAAAGCUGUGCCCGCUCUAUACAGGGACUGAUCAAAAGCAGUCUAAUGAAGAUUGAUUCACAUGCUGUAUGUAUUAAAUGUUGUUAGGUUAAUUGAGCAUGAAUACUUUAUGUUUUGAAUCGUUGCAAUAUUAGAGUUUGGAUACUUAUACAAGAGGGAAACAGCUGAUUUUGUUAAUGAGUGUUUACUUCUGAUCUCCUAAAUUAUAUUUGGCCAUGGUUGGCAUAAAAUAUCGGUCCUGGAAGCCUUUGAGUAUGAGGGAUAGUUGGGAAGGGACUCCCAAAAGAUCCAUAAUUCUGACUAGUAACCAGACAGAAGAGAGAUUC
This is a messenger RNA of Pistacia vera, 2010 nucleotides long. RefSeq lists its product as uncharacterized. Bases 553 to 1482 code for a protein of 309 amino acids. The transcript has 3 exons. The record is from RefSeq and is a predicted model, not a curated record. Lineage: Eukaryota; Viridiplantae; Streptophyta; Magnoliopsida; Sapindales; Anacardiaceae.